AUGGCCGCUUUUAUGCCAAUGGAUCUGCUUGCCAGGGCCAGGGACGAAAUAGCCAGCGAUGAACCUAUACAUGUUAGUAAAGAAGGUAAAGAAAAACCAGAAAGUUCGUCUUCCAACGCUGAAAAUAUCAAUGACUCAGACUACGCCAAAUAUGUUUAUGAUGAGCUUGACGAAGAUGCAACUUUCCAGUCUUUGUUCGACAUGCUCGUGGAAAUGUUCCCUAUGAUACCACGAAAUGAGGUAAAGAUGAUAAUGAGACUUUCUAAUAGUUUCGCAGAACUUAUCGAUAUCUUGCUACCUGAAGCGGACCUCUACACUUUCCUAAAUCACAUUGAAGAAGAUGUUGCAAACAAAGCAGAAGCAGUAAAGGAAAAUGCAAAGAGAAAGCGAACUAAAAAGAUAGGAAAUCAAAAGAAAGCUCUCCACGAAACGAAGGAAGAAGUUGAAAGAGAAAAAAUAGCAUUGAGAGAAAGAAUCAAAAAGGAACAGGCAGAAUUGAGAGAACAGAUCGAGAAGGAACAGGCAGAAAAGAAAAAACAAAUUGAAAGGGAACAGGCAGAAUUAAGAGAACAACUUGCAAGAGAACAGGCCACCUUGAAAGAUGUCAAGCAGUACCAUAGAGACGUCUACGAAUUGAAGCACAUAUUCCCAGAUCACGACUUUGAAGUUUUGAACCAACAGUUGCAACUUAGCAAUGGUGAUAUUGAAGUGGCUAUCCACAAGCUUCUUGAAGGAGUGCCUGAAAAAUAUGUUCCACCUCCAACAGCUGAAAUCCCAAAUGCAACUAUUAAAAAGAAUGGUGACAGAAUACAGGCACUUAUCGAUAUACCCCUAGGCGAAAUUUUCAAUUGCUUACGUGCAAACAAUGGCCAGAUUGGCCAGACAUUGGUUGCAUUAAUCAAGAAGGGAGUUCAAAGUAGAAAACGAAGUAAUUCGCAUGAUAUUCAGGGCGGUAGGGUACAAAGGGGCAAAACUAGGAAUGUUUCUGCUGUUAGUGUCAAAAUUAUUAAUAAGAAAUCUCCAAAUCCAACUAUAGAAAAGAAGGUAUUAGAGUAUCUGAACUCGCCCGAAGCCAAAGAAUUAUACUUGUUGUAUCACAGUAAUCCUUCUUUCCACGGUAUUAGUGAGCAGUUCUUGUAUAUGAUUUUGAAUACUGUUAAUGGAGAUGUAUUCAAGUCCAUCGAGAUAUGCCGUUUGAUCAUCGAAUAUCAUUGUGAGCACCUUACUAUCGGAACUGGGAAGGUAGAAAGGAGGGCAGAAGAACCCGAAGAGAUGACUUAUGUUGAUGCCAUUAAAAACAAAAAACCCAAACAACAAACCUACGGUGAUGACGCCAUGGAUAUGAUGAGUAUCAAAUUUGAGAGCUUCAAGUCGAGAAGAGAAGAGAUCACCCAUUCUCACAAGACGGAGUAUAACGCGAGAAAGGGAGGUUUCCUAGAAACUAUAGAUUUGCAUAACCUCAGAUUGGCUACUGCUAUGGAACACACAAAGCGAGCCUUGCGUGCUUGGUGGGAUCACGAAAUGGAAUUAAGGACUGUCGACGGCAGAAUGGACAAAUUUGGAAGCCGUGCUGCAUGUGUAGCACCAUUUGUUGUGAUCACGGGAAGAGGCAUUCAUUCAGCUGGAGGAGUUGCUGUGAUUAGAAGAGGCGUCAAGAACUUUUUGGAUUCAGCCGGUUAUCUCUAUGAUGAGCAUACCGGUAGGUUUGAAGUAACCGGCAAAAUCUGA
Messenger RNA from Scheffersomyces stipitis CBS 6054, 1728 nucleotides. RefSeq lists its product as uncharacterized. The record is from RefSeq and is a predicted model, not a curated record. Lineage: Eukaryota; Fungi; Ascomycota; Pichiomycetes; Serinales; Debaryomycetaceae. The coding region runs from base 1 to 1728 and encodes 575 amino acids. The transcript has a single exon. Gene Ontology annotation, molecular function: ubiquitin binding.